AUGGUGACGCCUGCUGGACCAUCACUCCACGGCCCUCCUGACGGUGACGCCUGCUGGACCCUCACCCAGGGCCCUCCUGAUGGUGAUGCCUGCUGGACCCUCACCCAGGCCCUCCUGACGGUGACGCCUGCUGGACCUCACCCAGGGCUCCUGAUGGUGACGCCUGCUGGACCCUCACUCCAGGCCCUCCUGACGGUGACGCCUGCACCCUCACCCAGGCCCCCUGACGGUGACGCCUGCUGGACCAUCACCAGGGCCCUCCUGACGGUGACGCCUGCUGGACCAUCACUCCACGGCCCUCCUGACGGUGACGCCUGCUGGACCAUCACUCCACGCCUCCUGACGGUGACGCCUGCUGGACCAUCACCCACGGCCCCCUACCUGAGGAGAUUUGGAGGAGGCCAGGUAACAGAGACAGCAAGAGGCCAGGUAACAGAGACAGCAAGAGGCCAGGUAACAGAGACAGCAAGAGGCCAGGUAACAGAGACAGCACGAAGCCAGGUAACAGAGACAGCAAGAGGCCAGGUAACAGAGACAGCAAGAGGCCAGGUAACAGAGACAGCAAGAGGCAGGCCACUCCAACAGCAUCUCCAACAGCAUCUCUCCAACAGCAUCUCUCCAACAGCAACUCUCCAACAGCCACCUCCAACAGCAACACUCCAACAGCAACUCUCCAACAGCAACUCUCCAACAGCAUCUCUCCAACAGCAUCUCUCCAACAGCAUCUCUCCAACAGCAUCUCCAACAGCAACCUCCAACAGCAACUCUCCAACAGCCACUCUUCAAAAGCAUCUCUCCAACAGCAACUCUCCAACAGCAUUUCUCCAACAGCCACUCUCCAACAACCACUCAACAGCAUCUCUCCAACAGCCACUUCCAACAGCAACACUCCAACAGCAACUCCCAACAGCAACUCUCCAACAGCAGCUUCCAACAGCAACUUCAACAGCAACUCUCCAACAGCAUCUCUCCAACAGCAUCUCUCCAACAGCAUCUCUCUCCAACAGCAACUUCCAACAGCAACUCUCCAACAGCAUCUCCAACGGCAUCUCUCCAACAGCAUCUCUCCAACAGCAACUUCCAACAGCAACUUCAACAGCAACUCUCCAACAGCAACUCUCCAACAGCAACUCCAACAGCCACUCUCCAACAGCAACUCUCCAACAGCAUCUCCAACAGCAUCUCUCCAACAGCACCUCCAACAGCAACUCUCCAACAGCAACUCUCCAACAGCAACUCUCCAACAGCAACCUCCAACAGCAACUCUCCAACAGCAUCUCUCCAACAGCAACUCUCCAACAGCAACUCCAACAGCAGCCUCCAACAGCAACUCUCCAACAGCAACUCUCCAACAGCAACUUCCAACAGCCACUCUUCAAAAGCAUCUCUCCAACAGCAACUCUCCAACAGCAUUUCUCCAACAGCCACUCUCCAACAACCACUCUCCAACAGCAUCUCCAACAGCCACUCUCCAACAGCAACACCCAACAGCAAAUCUCCAACAGCAACUCUCCAACAGCAGCUUUCCAACAGCAACCUCCAACAGCAACUCUCCAACAGCAACUCUCCAACAGCCACUCUUCAAAAGCAUCUCUCCAACAGCCACUCUUCAAAAGCAUCUCUCCAACAGCAACCUCCAACAGCAUUUCUCCAACAGCCACUCUCCAACAACCACUUCCAACAACCACUUCCAACAGCAUCUCCAUCAGCCACUCUCCAACAGCAACACUCCAACAGCAACUCUCCAACAGCAACUCUCCAACAGCAACUCUCCAACAGCAACUCUCUCCAACAGCAACUCUCCAACAGAAACUUCCAACAGCAUCUCUCCAACAGCAACACUCCAACAGCAACACUCCAACAGCAACUCUCAACAGCAACUCUCCAGCAGCUCCUCCAACAGCAACUCUCCAACAGCAACUCCUCAACAGAAACUCUCCAACAGCCCUCUCCAGCCACUCUCCAACAGCAUCUCUCAACAGCAUCUCCAACAGCCACUCUCCAACAGCCACUCUCCAACAGCCACUCUCCAACAGCAUCUCUCCAACAGCAUCUCUCCAACAGCAACUCUCCAACAGCCACUCCAACACUCCUCCAACAGCCACUCUCCAACAGCAACACUCCAACAACACUCCAACAGCAACUCUCCAACAGCAUCUCUCAACAGCAACUCUCCAACAGCAACUCUCCAACACCGCAACACCACUCUCCAACAGCAUCUCUCAACAGCCCUCUCCAACAGCAUCUCUCCAACAGCAUCUCUCACCAGCAACUCUCAACAGCCACUCGUCAACAGCCACUCUCCAACAGCCACUCUCAACAGCAUCUCUCCAACAGCAUCUCCAACAGCCACUCUCCAACAGCAUCUCUCCAACAGCAACUCUCCAACAGCAACUCUCCAACAGCAACCCUCCAACAGCAACUCUCCAACAGAAUCUCCAACAGCAACUCUCCAACAGCAACUCUCCAACAGCAACUCUCCAGCAACUCUCCAACAGCAUCUCUCCAACAGCAUCUCCAGCAACUCUCCAACAGCAACUCUCCAACAGCAACUCUCCAACAGCAACUCUCCAACAGCCACUCUCCAACAGCAACUCUCCAACAGCAUCUCUCCAGCAUCUCCAAGCAACUCCAACAGCAUCUCUCCAACAGCCACUCCAACAGCAAUUCUCCAACAGCAUCUCUCCAACAGCAACUCUCCAACAGCAACUCUCCAACAGCAACUCUCCAACACAACGGCAUUUCCAACACAGCAGCGGCAUCUCCAACAUAGGCGGCAUCUCAACACAGCAACGGCAUUUCCAACACAGCAGCGGCAUCUCCAACACAGCAGCGGCAUCUCCAACACAGCAACUGCAUUUCCAACACAGCAGCGGCAUCUCCAACAUAGCAGCGGCAUCUCCAACACAGCAGCGGCAUCUCCAAUACAGCAGCAGCAUCUCCAACACAACAGCAGCAUCUCCAACACAGCAACGACCUCUCCCCAACGCAACACAGCAGCGACUUCUCCAACACAGCAACGACUCCUACAACACAGCAACGACCUCUACAACACAGCAACGACCUCUCCAACACAGUAGCGGCAUCUCCAACACAGCAGCGGCAUCUCUAACACAGCAACGACCCCCUCCAACACAGCAGCGACCUCUCCACCACUUCACUAUUGUGUCGUGUAAUAAUAAUAAUAAUAAUAAUAAUAAUAAUAAUAAUAAUAAUAAUAAU
This is a messenger RNA of Homarus americanus (American lobster), 3222 nucleotides long. Its product is annotated as mucin-5AC-like. The annotation marks the transcript as partial. The transcript is spliced from 5 exons. The record is from RefSeq and is a predicted model, not a curated record. NCBI's taxonomy places the organism in Eukaryota, Metazoa, Arthropoda, Malacostraca, Decapoda, Nephropidae.